Molecule: messenger RNA, 3415 nt
Organism: Orbicella faveolata
Lineage: Eukaryota; Metazoa; Cnidaria; Anthozoa; Scleractinia; Merulinidae
Product: anoctamin-4-like
Biological process (GO): chloride transmembrane transport
Cellular component (GO): plasma membrane
Molecular function (GO): protein dimerization activity; chloride channel activity
Source: RefSeq, a predicted model, not a curated record
CACGUUUUCAAAUGCAUGCAGAAACAUAGUGCAACACACAACUACAGUUUUGUCAUCCGAUCACUUUGUAUAUCUAUCUGAUUUGUUUUUAGAAUUUUUCGUAUCGCAAACGAACAUCAAUAAUUGUUCGUCCUACAAACCCCAAGUUUUGACUAUUCGCACACAACAAAGAACAACAAAAUAUUUGCAAGCCAGAUAAGUUGUAUUUUUAUGCAAAUUUCCAAUGCUUUGUGUCACACCCUCUGUAGAUUUUCUAAGUGCAUCGCUUUGCUCUAAAUUUCAUUAGAGCGGAGCAGGGAAAGAUCGAACUAUGGCACAACCCGUUUCUUAUAAGAAAGCUCCAGACGAUGGUGACGUCCUUCUUGAAAUGGUUGAGCCCUCAUUCCACGCGAAAGGUAGCGAGCCGAAGGGAUUAUACUUGGAAGACGCCGGACCAAAUAAGAAGAUUGACUAUGCCCUUGUGUACGAACGUGGUGAGGAAAAAGAAAAUAAAGACGAGGAGGCUAAGGAAAAAGCUCAGAAACUCGAAGGCAUGAGAAAAUCAUUUGAAGCCAGUCUCGACAGCGCUGGAUUGGUCAUUGAACGUAAAGAGCACACAUUACCUCAGGAUCCCAAAACCAAACGACAUUUUGUCCUUAUUCAUGCCCCAUGGGAAGUGCUGGCCAAAAAAGCGGAAGCAAUGCGUGUAAAAGCCCCAUUCCAAGAAAAUGACAUCUUGAUUAAGUCUUGGAUGGAGGAGAGACUCGGAAGUGAUAGAAUGGAGUCAUUAAGGAAGAGAAAUCCUCUAAUUGUACAUGAUUCCACCAUUGAAGACAAAGGAAACUUUUUCAUGGCUAACUUCAGACGAGAAAAUGUAACCAAGUUCGUCAACCAUCAAAACAAGGAGACGUUUUUUGAUAACGUCGACCGCGUCUACAUCGUGCAGCAAAUUUGUGGCGGCGCCCGCUUUGCGGAGGGCCCUCACGGUGUUGGGCUGAAAAAGUUGAUCUACGAAGGUGCAUACAUAGCAGGAUACCCACUUCACGAUGGUCCCGUUCGUCUUGAGCCUGGCGAAGAGCCCUCGAAUGACCGACAACGGCUCAAGCGUGACUGGGCCAGAUUUGGAAGAAUGGCCAAAUUCCAGCCAUACGGAGCAAUCAAGGAUUACUUUGGCAGUGAGAUUGCCUUGUACUUUGCCUGGCUUGGAUUUUACACGGCGUGGUUGGUACCUCUUGCUAUUAUCGGUCUUGCUGUGUUCCUGUAUGGAAUCGGUUCGGCUGGUAGUCACGCCCCAGUCAAAGAUGUCUGCGACGACAAAAACAAGGAUGUGUGGUAUAUGUGUCCACUGUGUGACAGACAGUGUAGCUACUGGGACCUAGCUUCCACCACGUGCAUUUACGCUUACGUCACCCACUUCUUCGACAACGAUUGGACAGUUGGUCUUGCUUUAAUUGCGUCAAUUUGGGCGACUUUGUACCUUGAGUUUUGGAAACGUCGUCAAGCCUCCCUUGCUCAGGAAUGGCACACUGAUGAUUUCGAAGAGGAAGAAGAGCCCCUUCGCCCAGAGUACUCAGCUACAGUGACGACCCUAAAGAAGAAUGAAGUUACCGGUAAGAUGGAACCGUACGUCCCCAAAAAAACACUGUACUCUCGCUACGGUGGAGUCUUUAGCAUCAUAAUCUUUUUUAUCUUGCUUGUCAUCGCCGCUGUCGUGGGUGUUGUCGUGUACCGAGCAGCAGUUUUCGCCUCCUUGAGCGGGAACGAAGACGAAACAGUCCAAACACGUGCUAGGAUCAUCACCUCCUUAACAGCAGCUCUACUCAAUCUUCUUGCCAUCAACCUGCUAAAGUUCGUCUACAGCAAACUGGCCGUCUGGUUGACGGACUGGGAAAAUCCACCGACUCGCACCGACUACGAGGACAGCUUCACUUGGAAAAUGUACCUGUUCCAGUUUGUAAAUACGUACGCGUCCAUUUUCUACAUUGCUUUCUUCAAGUCUGGGCUCGUGGUAGGAACUCCAAGCAGAUACAAGCGGAUUGCGGGUGAAUUCCGAUUGGAUGGCUGCAGCGAGCAAGGGUGCUUUUUGGAGCUUUGCGUUCAGCUUCUUAUUAUCAUGGUGGGACAGCAGAUCAUCGGAAAUAUUACGGAAGUUGCAAUCCCGAUGGUCAUGUAUUGGCUCAAAAGUCGCAAGGAAGAAACGACAGACCAGCCACAAUACCAACGAGACUUCGACUUGAGUCCCCAGGGUGACCAUUCCAUGUUUUGGGAGUAUCUUGAAGUUGUUUUGCAGUACGGAUUUGUGACUAUGUUCGUGGCUGCCUUUCCAUUGGGUCCGCUUUUCGCUCUUCUCAAUUCCAUCGUCGAAAUUCGUGUAGAUGCCAUCAACUUUGUGGACCAGUUUCGGAGACCCGAUAGCGCACGUGCAGAAGAUAUCGGAGCCUGGUUUCGUAUUCUUCAGGGUGUGACAAAACUGUCAGUUCUGGUGAAUGCUUUUGUGUUAGCGUUCACCUCAGAGUACAUCCCUAAGCUACUGUACAAGAUGAAGUAUGCACCUGACCGUGAUGAACCAGGUGGAGGCACCCUUAAAGGAUAUCUAAAUAACAGUUUGGCUCAUAUUGAUAUUGCGUACAUCUACCAACAAGAACCUGGAACACAGCCAGAAAAUCCCUGGGAAAAUUUAAAUUACACGAGGCCAUACUGCAGGUACCCGGGCUAUUUUGACAUGAAUCCACCUUACAAACAGAACAAGCAGUACUGGCACAUCAUUGCUGCACGCCUCGCUUUCGUGUUCGUAUUUCAGUUUUCUGUUUACCUGAUCACCAGCUUCAUAUCUUGGGCUGUCCCAGAUGUUCCUAAGGAUCUGGAUUUAAAGGUGAAGCGGGAAACACAUUUGGCCAAAUUGGCCUUCAAGAAGAAGAAUGAUGAUUACCCAGAAAAAGGCGAGGAUGUCCUCAAUGGAAGCGAGAUGCUGUAGAGCGACAAAAAGAAUUGAAAGAAAACACUGCGAUGACAAUGCCCAUAUAUUAACGUUACAGGAAGACAUUUUAAAUAAGGUAGUUUAGGAUCAAAACACCGGCAUUGAGUUCGCAAGUGCAGCGUACGAAAGAUCAGUAACAUUGUUCUAAUAGAGAACGUUAAUUUUUUGACAGAUGGAACUCAUCAUUUCAGUAGAGUAAAAAACUAACAAUAACUUACAACUGUAAUGAAGCAAAUCCAGAAAACGCAAACUUGGGCGUCAUUUGUUUUUUUGAUGUGGCUCUUCAUCAUUGUAUAUGAUGUCACUGGGCCAUAUUUGUAUACCACUGUUAUGUAAUUUCUUUUUGGAAAUUGGCUUCUAUUUUUGUACAAAUAUUUUCCAGCAUUUAUGUUCAUUACGCUGGUUAAAUGAUUACCGUGUUGUAUAAGUUAAAAAGCAACUGAAAAAAAAAAAAAAAAA